AUGUCUACAGACAUGGAGGUCGUAAGUGUUCUUCAAUACCUUGACAACAAAUCCGUAUUGGUCAUUGGAGCUGCUGGUUUUUGUGGAGAAAUAUUAAGGGUGGCACCAAACGUGAAGAAACUAUAUCUUCUUCUAAGAGCAUCAGAUGGGAAAUCUGUUACUCAGAGAUUUAACGACGAGAUUUUGGGGAAGGUAGUGAAGGAGAAGUAUAGUCCUAAGCUACAUCAUCUUAUAACAGAGAAACUCACUAUCGUCCAAGGAGACAUUUGCCUUGAUGAUUUGGGUCUUCAAAACUCCGACUUGACACAUGAGAUGGUCCAAGAACUUGAUGCCAUUGUUAAUUUAUCUGAAACUACUAAGUUUGAUGAAAGAUACGAUGUCGCACUUGGGAUCAACACAUUCGGUGCUCUUAAUGUCUUGAACUUUGCCAAGAGAUGUGCAAAGGUUAAGGUCUUUGUUCAUGUAUCGACAGACACUGACAAUGAGAAGAAAUUGGUUCAAGAGAAACUUGACCAGCUUCGAGCCGCUGAAGCUCCUCCUAAAACCAUCACACAAGCCAUGGAGGAUCUCGGACUGGCGAGGUUCUAA
This is a messenger RNA of Arabis nemorensis, 588 nucleotides long. The record is from the annotation of a GenBank genome assembly. NCBI's taxonomy places the organism in Eukaryota, Viridiplantae, Streptophyta, Magnoliopsida, Brassicales, Brassicaceae.